Sparassis crispa is the source of this 1905-nucleotide messenger RNA. RefSeq names its product incomplete iron reductase. The transcript has 7 exons. Lineage: Eukaryota; Fungi; Basidiomycota; Agaricomycetes; Polyporales; Sparassidaceae. The record is from RefSeq and is a predicted model, not a curated record. Gene Ontology annotation, molecular function: ferric-chelate reductase activity. Gene Ontology annotation, biological process: copper ion import; iron ion transport; intracellular iron ion homeostasis. Gene Ontology annotation, cellular component: plasma membrane. Bases 1 to 1905 code for a protein of 634 amino acids.
AUGGCCGCGACCACAACCGCUUAUACGUCCGACACGACCCUUAACCAGGCCAACUUGGUAUUCGACCUCGACAUCCUCAUCCUAUGUGUCGUGGCUCUUUUCGUUCUUCUUGCCCUGCCCGGUGCUGUCUCCCACUUUGCGCGUCGUUCUGAGUGGAGAGAUGGGCAUUUCUUCCGGUCUGUUGCCGUCAAACCUAUCCACCGUCCCAUGAUGUUCGACCCUAAGCUGUCACCCAUCAACCCCGCGCACAUCUCUCGCAUGGCCGUCGAUCCGUUCUCCGAUGCACAUCAGGAGAAGCAUGCAGGCCGGUCUGAAGACGACCACACGUACAGCUCUCACGCUGUCCUCGUGCGCAAUGGCUCCGCCUCCAGCACUAGCAGCGGCCGUGCCCGUCAGCAGAACUUCCCGACACACAUGCCCUCCUGGUCUACUAUGCUUCCGGGCCUCACUUCUGUCUUUUCUGGGUUUAUCCGCCCUGGUCUGUCCAUUUGCAAGGCUCUACUUCUCCUUGCAUACCUGUUGGCCAUAGUCAUUUUUGGUCUUUUCAUGUCUAACCCCUUCACGAACUUCAUUCGUGCUGGAUACGUUGCGGUGAGCCAAAUUCCUGUGAUCGUUAUUCUGGCGACAAAGAACAACGUACUGGGAGCCAUGAUUGGCUAUGGAUAUGAGAAGCUCAAUUUCUUGCACCGUUUCGCCGGUCGCUUGUUUGUCCUGGCUGUUAAUGUACAUGCUAUCGGGUAUUUCUACCAAUGGACCGCUGCUGGGACUUUCCAGACGCAAAUUGCAAAUCCCAACAUUGCAUGGGGCCUGGCAGCGCUUAUUGCUGCCGACAUUCUUUACGUCCUGUCUCUCAGCGUUGUCCGAAACACUUGCUACCCAGUGUUUUUGACUUCGCAUGUCGUCUCCGCUAUUGUUCUGCUGGGUGCCACAUGCGCACAUGAGCCAUGGACGAUACCAUACGUCGCCAUUGCCGUUGGGUGUUACGCGUUUGAUCGAGUGCUGCGCAUCGUGAAAACGCGCUACACGACGGCACACCUCCGCACGCUCACAGAACUUAACGUCACCCGGGUCGAAAUCCCGACGAUCAAUGCAGGUUGGCGUGCGGGGCAAUUCCUCCGCAUACGCGUCCUCUCGCGUGGGAUGGGCUGGUUUGGCUGGGCCGAAAGCCAUCCAUUCACUAUCGCCAGUGUCAGCAGGAGCCCUGGCGAGGAGGGUCUCGUGCUGAUGUGCAAGAAAGCAGGAGACUGGACUGGCAAGCUGUUCGAGCUGGGCAAACGUGCAGAAUAUGGCGAAGCUUGUGGCAUCGGACGGGACGUCAAGGUUCUUGUCGAAGGACCGUACGGUGGACCCGGUCACUCCAUUGUUGCCAGCUUCUCGGGUGCUAUGCUAGUUGCUAGUGGAAGUGGUAUUACGUACGCUCUCUCUACCGUGCAGGAGCUGUUACAGAAGGCAAUGGAAGGAGCCAGCCGUGUGAGGACCGUCGAGCUCGUCUGGAGCAUCCCUGAUCCCGCACAUCUCAAACCGAUGCUCCCGCUGUUCUCCAGCAUGAUCGCGCAGUCGCAGUCUGGCUCGACAUCGCUGCGCAUCUCCGUUUUCUACACGCGUGCUGUCACAUCAUCCGACGCCUUCAAGGCGUUCAAGUCGCUUCCCCCCGGUCUCACCCUUGCUCCUGGCCGUCCGCGUUUGCCGAAGAUCCUUGAAGGAGUCGUUGAUCGGACGUGUAAGCUUUUCGAGAGGCGCGGCGGGCGUAGUGAGCGUGACGGUCCGUUGACCGGUGUUAUACUCGGCGUGUGUGGUCCCCUCGCGCUGGCCGAAGAAGCUGCGCGCGCCGUUAAGACCGUUAGGUCUGAAAGACGCCAGGCCGUUGGUGGCGUUGAACUGCACGAAGAGGUUUUUGGGUGGUAG